Molecule: messenger RNA, 624 nt
Organism: Ixodes scapularis (black-legged tick)
Lineage: Eukaryota; Metazoa; Arthropoda; Arachnida; Ixodida; Ixodidae
Exons: 2
Coding region: 1-624 (207 amino acids)
Source: RefSeq, a predicted model, not a curated record
AUGGCAUUCCUUGUGACUUUCCUGACUCUGCUUUGUUUCAACCUGGUUUUAACUUUGGACUUUCCAAAAUCAGAGGAUUGCGACGUCCCGGACAAGGCUGAACUGGACGACAAGCUCGACAAGCUUAUCCGCAACCUCCCAUAUCAUCACCUGGUAAACGACACUAAAUUAGAAAUGCUUCAAGGCGCCAUCUUCUUGGGAGAAGGGAUUCUCACCGGCCUCCGCUUCCUCAAGCAAGACAAACCCUACGAGACGUUUUGCCGCGACAAGGACACGGUCACUGUGUUCAGCGUUCGUUGCAAGCACUCACUGCUCACCCACAUCCCCUGGAGGCUCUGUUCGUGGCAUAGCGGCACCAUACUUUUUGAGGCUGGUCUUGUCAGGUUCGAAGGAGAGCUCGUGACAAGAAAGACUAACAGCGGCACAGAAUAUCGAAUCCAAAAUGUCAUUCCAGUGCUACUGGAACGUUUGAACUUUAGAGUGAAAGACGGUGGAGAAAUCGUUUCUGCGAUUACGGGCGCUCUGGGAUUUAUCCUGUCGGGGCUCGCCAGAUCGCUUUGGGUUUCUGCGAUUACGCCUUCCGUCGAGGACGCGUUUCAGAAAACUUUGAUGGAAUGGAACUAA